AGAAAGUGUGAGCUACACGACCAAGACCAACGCAGAGAACGCAAACGCAAUCUAAAACACACGCAGACUUCAUUUUUCACUUCACUGUGUAACCAUUUAGGGUUUCAUUCAUCCUUCAUCGCUAUUGUUUCCACAUGAAUGCAAACCCUCACCCCAGCGCCACCCGGCGCCGCCCUGUUUUCAACAAUCCAACUCCCCACGGCGGAUGGAAUUCCCACCCCCGUCCCCGUCCCGUCCACCAUUCAUACACUUACUGGAAGCCCCAAUUGCAACCAAACCACUGCCUGGACCGUCCUCCGGAGCCCAAUUUCGUCGUGAAGCUCCGUUCCAGCCGCCGUGCCUACCGCCGGGAGGACGUUGAGUCCUUGAUCGGCAAAUGCAAGUCGGCGCCGGAAUAUUCCUCUUUUUACCCCAGCGAUCGCGUCGCCGCCGUCCUCAAUUUCCGGGAGUGGGUGGACGCACGCGACGCCGUCGUUUGGUUCUGGGAAUCGCGCCUCUCCGGAGUCCACGAUUUCACGCCGGAGCUCACCUGGAACGUUCGCGUCCCUUCCGACAGGGUUGAACUCGAAGGUUGCCUCCGAACCCUAUUCGCGAGCCACGUGAAGGGGUUGAUGGAAGGCAAGGAGGUGAAGCGUUGGGUAGCAGAAAGCGAGAGAUUAUCGAAGGAGAUUGCACAAGCUGCAAACAUGUUGGGUAAAGUUUUGCCAAUUGGCGUGCACUGGCAGCAGAUGGAGAAGAAGAAAGGGCUUGAUGAUGAGAAGAAACUGAUUGAAAGGAGAAUACAAGAGUUUAAUUCUGCAAUGGAGUGUAUAUUGCAGUAUCUGGAGGAGAAUAAGGUGGAGGGUGGUGAUGAUGUUCUUAGUGUGUUUAGGUUUGAUGGAAGUUUGGAUUGGAAGAAGAUUCACUGCCUGAUCAUGAGGGAGUGUCGCAGACUUGAGGAUGGAUUGCCAAUUUAUGCUUACCGAAGGGAUAUUCUUCAGGAAAUACAUUCUCAACAGAUAAUGGUAUUGAUUGGAGAGACUGGUUCUGGGAAGAGUACGCAGUUGGUACAGUUUCUUGUUGAUGCAGGCAUCGGUACUGAUGAGUCCAUAAUAUGCACCCAACCUCGCAAGAUUGCUGCCAAAUCAUUGGCUCAAAGGGUCCAGGAAGAAAGCACUGGAUGUUAUGAAGGCAAUUCAAUCAUGUUUUAUCCUACAUCUUCAUCCCUUUGCGACUCUGAUUCUAAGAUAAAAUUCGUGACAGAUCACUGUUUAUUGCAGCACUACAUGAGUGAUAAUAAUUUGUCUGGGGUCUCGUGCAUCAUAAUUGAUGAGGCUCAUGAAAGGAGCUUAAAUACUGAUCUACUGUUGGCAUUGAUAAAGAAUUUACUGUGUAAGAGGGUUGAAAUGCGCCUUAUCAUUAUGUCUGCUACAGCUGAUGCAAAGCAGCUAUCUGAAUACUUCUAUGGUUGUGGAAUUUUUCACGUGCUUGGGAGAAACUUUCCUGUGGAUGUUAGAUAUGUUCCUUCUGACUAUGCAGGACAGUCUGGUUCUGCUGUUGUUGCCUCUUAUGUUUCUGAUGUUGUCAAAAUGGCGACUGAGAUUGACAAAACUGAGAAAGAGGGAACUAUUCUUGCCUUUUUGACCUCGCAGAUAGAAGUAGAAUGGGCCUGUGAAAAGUUUGUAGCUCCCUCAGCAGUUGCGUUGCCCUUACAUGGAAAACUUUCGCCUGAAGAGCAAUUUCAUGUUUUCCAGAACUACCCGGGAAAAAGAAAAGUGAUAUUUUCAACAAAUCUUGCAGAGACAUCACUUACAAUACCUGGUGUUAAGUAUGUGAUAGAUUCUGGGUUGGUUAAAGACAGUCGAUAUGAUCCUGGCAGCGGAAUGAAUGUACUUAAGGUUUGCUGGAUCAGCCAGAGCUCUGCUAAUCAGCGGGCUGGUCGUGCCGGGAGGACUGAGCCUGGUAGGUGCUACAGACUGUACUCAGAAGCUGAUUAUCAGUGUAUGGAACUAAAUCAAGAACCUGAGAUUCGAAGAGUUCAUCUUGGUGUAGCAGUUUUGAGGAUUCUUGCUUUAGGAGUGAAGAAUGUGCAGGAUUUUGAUUUUGUUGAUGCUCCAAGUCCUAGCUCUGUUGAGAUGGCAAUCAAGAAUCUAAUUCAAUUAGGAGUCAUUCAGCUGAAAAAUAAUGUUCAUGAAUUAACUCAUGAAGGUAAGUGCUUAGUAAAAAUGGGGAUCGAACCUAGGCUUGGUAAACUUAUUCUUGGCUGUUUCAAUCUUGGUUUGGGUAGAGAAGGCAUUGUCCUUGCUGCUGUGAUGGCCAAUGCUAGUAGCAUAUUUUGCAGAGUUGGUAAUGAAGGUGAUAAGCAAAGAUCUGACUGUCUUAAAGUGCAAUUUUGCCAUUCUGAUGGUGACCUCUUUACUCUUCUUGCUGUGUACAAGAAAUGGGAAGCUUUGCCUCAAGAAAGGAAGAACAAAUGGUGUUGGGAGAACAGCAUCAAUGCCAAAUCUAUGAGGAGAUGCCAAGACACAAUUUCAGAGCUAGAAUCUUGCCUUGAGCGUGACCUUCCCUUUGUUGUUCCAAGUUACUGGCGUUGGGACCCUUGCAUGCCCUCUGCUCAUGAUAAAAAUAUGAAAAGGGUUAUACUGUCCUCACUUGCUGAGAAUGUAGCCAUGUACUCUGGAUGCAAUCAUCUUGGUUAUGAAGUAGCACAAACUGGGCACCAUGUUCAACUACAUCCAUCUUGUUCAUUGCUUGUAUUUGCUCAGAAACCUGGUUGGGUGGUUUUCGGUGAGCUGCUUUCAGUUUCUAAUCAAUAUUUGGUCUGUGUAAGUGCUUUUGACUUUCAAUCAUUGGAAGACCUUUACCCUCCUCCCUUGUUUGAUGUGUCCAAGAUGGAACAGCGGAAGUUGCAAAUCAGGAGAUUGACUGGUUUUGGCUGUAUGCUUCUGAAGAGAUUUUGUGGGAAAGCCAACAGUAAUUUGCUUGGUCUUGUAUCGCGCAUAAGGAAAGCAUGUAUGGAUGACCGUAUUUUCAUUCAAGUGAGUGUUGAUGAGAAUGACAUCCAGUUAUAUGCCACUUCACAUGAUAUGAAUACAGCCCUUAGUUUGAUUAAUGAUGCUUUAGAAUAUGAGAAGAAGAGAUUAUAUACUGAAUGCAUGGAAAAAUAUUUGUAUCAUGGAUCUGGUUUCUCACCUUCCGUAGCUUUGUUUGGGUCUGGUGCUGAGAUAAAGCAUUUGGAACUUGACAAACGUUCCUUGAGUGUUGAUGUGUUUCACCCAAACAUAAAUGCAAUUGACGACAAGGAACUCUUGAUGUUUUUUGAGAAGAAUAUCUCAGGUUCUAUCUGUGCUGUGCACAAGUUCACAGGCAUGACAAAGGAGGUUGAAAAUAGAGAAAAGUGGGGCAAGAUAACAUUUCUGUCCCCUGAUGCUGCUAAAAGAGCUGCUGAACUAGACGGAGAGGAGUUUUGUGACUCGUCCUUGAAAAUUGUUCUGUCACAAACAGCUAUGGGAGGAGAUAAAACAUUUUCAUUUCCUGCUGUUACUGCAAAAAUUUCUUGGCCUCGUAAAUUUAGCAUGGGGUUUGCCAUAGUUAAAUGUGACAUAAAAGAUGUCAAUUUCAUCUUGAGAGAUUUCUCUAACCUUGCAAUAGGAGGAAGGAAUGUUCGAUGUGAAGCUAGCAUAAAGCAUGAGGAUAGUGUAGUGAUAAGAGGGCUUGACAAAGAGCUCUCGGAAGCUGAAAUUUUGGAUGUACUUAGAAUGGCUACAAGUAGAAGAAUUCUGGAUUUUUUCUUGGUGAGAGGAGACGUUGUUGGAAAUCCACCAUGCAAUGCCUGUGAAGAGGCACUCCUAAAAGAAAUUUCCCCCUUAAUGCCCAAAAGAAACCCCCACAUUAGUUCUUGCCGCGUUCGUGUGUUUCCACCUGGGCCGAAGGAUGCUUUUAUGAGAGCUCUAAUCACUUUUGAUGGAAGAUUACAUUUAGAGGCAGCAAAAGCUUUGGAGCAAAUUGAAGGAAAGGUGUUGCCUGGAUGUCUUUCAUGGCAGAAGAUAAAGUGCCAACGGUUGUUCCACAGCACCUUGACAUUUCCUAUUCAUGUGUAUCCUGUGAUCAAGGAACAACUGGAAAAAGUACUUGCAAGCUUCAGCAAAUUAAAGGGUGUUGAGUGGAAGCUGGACAGGACUGCUAAUGGUUCCCACCGAGUGAAGAUAACAGCCAAUGCCACAAAGACAGUGGCAGAAGUUAGGAGACCUCUGGAAGAACUAUUGAGAGGCAAAACCAUUGACCACGACAGCCUCACCCCCGCAGUUCUACAGCUCAUGUUGUCUAGAGAUGGCUUGAAUCUUAAAAGCUCAUUACAGCAAGAGACAGGAACUUACAUGUUUUUUGACAGGUACAACCUUGAUUUACGUGUGUUUGGUUCCCCGAACAAGAUUGCUUUGGCUCAGAAGAAGGUGAUUCAAUGCCUACUCUCUCUACAUGAAGGAAAACAGCUAGAAAUCCAUCUGAGAGGGAGGGAUCUACCUCCUGAUUUAAUGAAGCAAGUGGUUAAGAAUUUUGGGCCAGAUCUCCAUGGACUAAAAGAGAAGGUACCUGGGGCCGAUCUUAAACUCAACACACACCGCCAGAUAAUCUUUCUUCAUGGUAACAAGGAGUUGAAACCAAAAGUAGAGGAAAUGAUUUUUGAGAUUGCACGUUCAAGUCAUCAUUUGGUUGAGAGACCUGACACCGGACCUAGUUGCCCAAUUUGCUUGUGUGAGGUUGAGGAUGGAUACCAGCUUGAAGCCUGUCGUCAUUUGUUCUGCCGGUUAUGUCUGGUGGAGCAAUGUGAAUCUGCUAUAAGAAACCAAGGCAGUUUCCCAAUAUGUUGUGCUCACGGGGGCUGUGGAGAUCCCAUUGUGCUUACAGAUUUGAGAUCUCUCUUAUCAAAUGAUAAGUUGGAGGAACUUUUCAGGGCUUCUUUGGGAGCUUUCGUGACAUCGAGUGGGGGAAUAUACAGGUUUUGCCCGUCUCCUGACUGCCCCUCAGUUUAUCGAGUUGCAGAUCCUGAGACAGGUGGUGAGCCAUUUGUUUGUGGUUCAUGUUAUUCUGAGACUUGUACCAGGUGCCACUUAGAGUAUCAUCCAUUCCUUUCGUGUGAGAGAUAUCGUGAAUUCAAGGAAGAUCCGGACUCAUCUCUGAAGGAGUGGUGCAAAGGGAAAGAGCAAGUUAAGAGCUGCCCUGGCUGUGGUUAUACAAUUGAGAAGGUUGAUGGUUGCAACCACAUUGAGUGCAAGUGUGGAAACCAUGUCUGCUGGGUUUGCUUGGAGUUCUUUAAAAGUAGUGAAGAAUGUUAUAACCAUUUGAGAAAUAUACACAUGGCCAUUAUAUAAAUUGCCAGUUGCGUACUUAUUUACUGCGUUUUAAGUAUAUGGGUAUAUAUAUAGUACAUAGAUGUAGAAAAAUGUACAGUUUAACUUGAACUAAUAUAUAUAUAUAGAGUAGCAGUUCUGCAU
Messenger RNA from Gastrolobium bilobum, 5471 nucleotides. RefSeq names its product ATP-dependent RNA helicase DEAH12, chloroplastic-like. Gene Ontology annotation, biological process: spliceosomal complex disassembly. The coding region runs from base 135 to 5348 and encodes 1737 amino acids. Gene Ontology annotation, cellular component: intracellular anatomical structure; catalytic step 2 spliceosome. NCBI's taxonomy places the organism in Eukaryota, Viridiplantae, Streptophyta, Magnoliopsida, Fabales, Fabaceae. Gene Ontology annotation, molecular function: zinc ion binding; ATP binding; RNA binding. The transcript is spliced from 3 exons. The record is from RefSeq and is a predicted model, not a curated record.